This is a messenger RNA of Aedes albopictus (Asian tiger mosquito), 1109 nucleotides long. RefSeq names its product tRNA-uridine aminocarboxypropyltransferase 1. Gene Ontology annotation, molecular function: tRNA-uridine aminocarboxypropyltransferase activity. Gene Ontology annotation, cellular component: nucleus. The transcript has 3 exons. The record is from RefSeq and is a predicted model, not a curated record. NCBI's taxonomy places the organism in Eukaryota, Metazoa, Arthropoda, Insecta, Diptera, Culicidae. Gene Ontology annotation, biological process: tRNA modification. The coding region runs from base 27 to 1064 and encodes 345 amino acids.
AUGCCAUUCUAAAGCUUUCGGUUACCAUGACCGAUUCCGGCGAUGGGUCAUCGCCUCCCCCGCAGCCGGACAAUCCAUUCUCCGGAAUGCACAUCGACGACACGGCAUUCCUGAAACAGGUGGAAGGUCGCAGCCCGUGCACGAUUUGUGGCAAAUCGAGGAAAUUCUUCUGUUACCAUUGCUACGUUCCGGUGGCGGAACUGGAGGAUAAGCUGCGAUUCGUGAAGCUACCGAUCAAAGUCGACAUCAUCAAGCACAAGAACGAAAUCGAAGGGAAGAGUACGGCCAUCCAUGCGGCGAUUCUGGCCCCGGAGGAUGUAAAAAUUUACACGUAUCCGGACAUUCCGGACUACAGGGAAGAGGAGGGUGCGGUGCUGAUAUUCCCCACGCCGGAUGCCGUUACCGUGGCCAGCUUGUGCAGCGGGGAGCUUCCGAAGGUGAAGGACAAUUAUGGAUUGCCCAAGGGGCAUCACAUUGGAACUUUGCUGCGGUGCAAAUUGACGGACAUUGUAGCGGAACAGUCGUCGUCCGAUGAGGAUGAAACGAAGAAGCCAGGUCUGGCACAUAGGUUACCGGUGCGGAAGGCGGUGUUCAUCGAUAGCACUUGGAGCCAGUGUCGCGGGAUUUACAAGGACGAAAGGGUCGCCUGCUUGAGGACGGUCGUCAUUCAGAAUAGGAUCUCGCAGUUCUGGCGCCAUCAGAAGAACAGCCCCCGAUGGUUCCUGGCCACAGUGGAAGCGGUGCAUCAGUUCCUGAUAGAACUUCACAUCAACGCCUACGGGUUGGACUCGCGAUACCAAGGGUUGACGCAUCUAGGGUACCUAAACUUUCCUCACGAUAAACUGGUGCAAUGCGGGGAAAUGCUGGAAAGUGGCCAGCCCUCGCCCUACAACGGCCAGUACGACAAUUUGCUGUUCUUCUUCCUGCACAUGUACAACUUGAUACAUGAUUACUACGAGCAUCAUACUCUGAGGGCGUACCGAAGGCCACUCUUCCUGGAGGAUAAAUAUCAGCAACAGUUGAAGAAGCAACAAGAGCAAAUAGGAGAAACUGUAUCAACAUGAAGUCGAAUGUGAUUUUCGAAUAAAAUGAAUUUUGUUAAAAACUAA